Messenger RNA from Ipomoea triloba (trilobed morning glory), 2535 nucleotides. RefSeq names its product phosphatidylinositol 4-kinase gamma 8. The transcript has 5 exons. The coding region runs from base 509 to 2218 and encodes 569 amino acids. Lineage: Eukaryota; Viridiplantae; Streptophyta; Magnoliopsida; Solanales; Convolvulaceae. The record is from RefSeq and is a predicted model, not a curated record.
GAGAGUUAGUUUUGGUACCAGAAAUUCAAAAAAAAAUGGAGUUGAGAGAGAAAGAGAGAUUUAUAAGGAAGAAGAGAGUCUUCCCCGGAGACUGGGGAUUAUCAUAUACAUAUACUGUGCGUAAAUAUUGUUUUCUUUUUUUCUGUAACGAUAAAAAAAGGGCGGAGGAGAAGAGGGGUAGGCUUCAUAUCUUUGGGUACUUUUCGGUGACGGAAUUGUUUCUCUCUCGCGCUCUCCCCGUUGCCGAUCGUCUCCCUGAAUGCCUCACCAGUGUUCAGGUCAAUUGUGGCGACUAAUAAGCGGAGGAGCGAGGGACCAAUAAGAUGGGAAACUCUCCCAGGAGCGGUGUUCGGAGAUUAGCAACGUGGUUGUUAAAUUCUGUAUCUUUCAUAUGCCAAUCAAAAGAUGUGAAGGCUAAUCUCCCAGAGAAGACUAACCCUCUAGGGAUCCUCUUACUAAUAGGAGCUCCCUCAGCUAGCAUAGAUAUUUGUUGAUAAAACUCACCUGAAUGAGAUUCUUCAAGAUGGCUGUAGCAAUUGACCAACAUAAUUAUGGUUUCAAGCUAUUUGGCCGACCACCAAGAUGCAAACUCCAAUCUUACUCUCAACUUGAUUUUUCCAAUACUGAAUUAACCCAAACAAAUCUCACAUAUUCACAUGAACAUGCUGCUCUUAACUUUCCCAACAUCCACAAAAGUUACUCCACCCCUUGCCUAUCUCUUUCCACAAAACUGCAGGAAGAUAAUGAUGUUGAGACUAAUCCAAGAAUUGAAAUCAUAGCUGGCCAUGGAGCUCCGCGGGUGCAUGCUCUAGUUGUUGAGGCUGCCGUAAUCCUGGCAUCUGGAAUCAAUCCUGAGCCAGUAUCAAGUGGCCUAGGUGGUGCUUACUUCCUACAAAGCAGUAACGGCAUUAGAAUAGCUGUGGCAAAACCAAUUGAUGAGGAGCCUCUGGCUGUCAAUAACCCGAAAGGCUUUGGUGGUAGAAUGCUGGGUCAACCUGGCCUAAAGCCCUCCAUCAGGGUAGGCGAAACUGGCUUUCGAGAAUUGGCUGCUUACCUUCUUGACCAUGGUGGAUUUGCUGGUGUUCCCCCAACAGCACUUGUCAAGAUUUCUCAUGUUGCAUUCAAUGUGAAUGGUUCUGAAACAAUGUUUUCUCCACCUUACAAGAUUGCCUCACUUCAACGAUUUGUGGACCAUGAUUCUGAUGCAGGGGACAUGGGACCUUCAUGCUUUUCAGUUGCCUCAGUUCACAGCAUUGGGAUUUUAGACGUAAGACUUCUUAACCUCGACAGACAUGCCGGAAACAUUCUAUUGAAACAAAGGAAUCAAGAAAGCUAUGCUGUUGAAUCAACAAAGCUUGUCCCUAUAGACCAUGGACUUUGCUUGCCAGAAUCACUUGAUGAUCCAUAUUUUGAGUGGCUGCACUGGCCUCAGGCCUCCAUACCAUUUUCAGAGUCUGAAAUUGAGUACAUUUCUAGUCUUGACCCAUUCAAAGAUGCAGAUCUCAUAAGAACGCGGCUUCCUUCCAUUAGAGAAUCAUCUGUUCGAGUUCUUGUAGUUUGCACCAUCUUCUUGAAGUCUGCUGCUGCUUCUGGGAUGUGUCUUGCAGAUAUAGGCAAAAUGAUGACUAGAGAGUUCUGUGGAGGAGAAGAAAGAUGGAGCGUUUUAGAGACUAUUUGUUCAAAUGCAAAGGCUAGCUUGGAAACCAGAGUUAUUGAUGUUAACAUCAACAUUGAUCAAGAUAUACAUGAAGAAAUCAAUGAGGUUUUUCAGUUUGAUGUUGAAUCUGAAAGAGUUGCCAGUGAAGGCUCAAACUGUCCUAAAACCUCACGGAGCUCUCUAUCGAGUGGUAAGCCACCAAAAAUUCCAAGGUUUUCAUCACUAGGGUCGAUGAAUACAUUGGAUGAUACUGUGUUAAACUUCUUCUGUCAAAAAAACGUUUGUGAUGAUGAUGUGAACAAUAGCUAUAUGGAUGGUGAUGGUACCGGAAAGGAUGAUUGUGAUUCAAGUGAGAAUAUGAAGGGUAGCGGGUUGAUGAAGAGCAAGAGCUACCCUGCAGCAGGAGCAUACCAGACUGUCUGUGGAGGGAUUUGUUUUGGUGAGAUGAGUGGUAAGGAAUGGUAUUCGUUCUUGGAGGUUUUUGAGAAGCUCUUGCCAGAGGCUUUCGAGGCCAGAAAGUGUGGUGGCUUGUCAAAGCAAAGGUUGGGAUCUUCAUACUAACAUUUAACAGAAUUUGGAAUCUGAAAAGCUCUACUGCCUCCUGUAUCUCUAGUGAUCAAUAUAGGUGUAAGUGUAAGCUGAAAUGACUUCAUUUAGAAUGGUGGGUAGAAGAUUAGUUUGAGUGGAAAUGUGGUGGUCAACUUGUCAUCCUUUCCACUCAUUUUCUCCCUUCUCAUCCAAAUUUAUCUUCUUUUAUAUUUUCCUCACACUUUUUUCCCUUUUUAUCUGAUGUAUAAGUUGUAGAAAAUUACCAUCCCCCCUAUUACAUUGUAAGAUUACUUUUGUGAUAAAUCAUGAAUGAUCAUUAUUAGUUGACA